Messenger RNA from Scutellospora calospora, 315 nucleotides. The record is from the annotation of a GenBank genome assembly. NCBI's taxonomy places the organism in Eukaryota, Fungi, Glomeromycota, Glomeromycetes, Diversisporales, Gigasporaceae.
AUGGCAGUACUAUGUGCUGUCGGUGGGAUUGCUGGUUACGUUUCUAAAAAAUCGGUACCCUCCAUAGUGUCAGGUGUAGGUAUCGGUAUGGGAUAUGCCGUUGGCGGUUAUUUAAUUCAAAAAAAUAAAAAUUACGGUUAUGAAACUGCUUUCGGGAUUAUGGUUCCUCGGAUGAUUAAACAUGGUAGACCUAUUCCUUUAUCAUUAAGCAUAUUAUCCGUUGGUAUUGGCACCUAUUAUGGUAAAGUAGUUUACGAUAAUAUGGUAUACGUUAAUAAGAACAGCGAUACUGUUGAUGAUACAAAGAAUGACUAG